Messenger RNA from Chrysoperla carnea, 1431 nucleotides. Its product is annotated as 3-hydroxyisobutyryl-CoA hydrolase, mitochondrial-like. The transcript has 3 exons. Gene Ontology annotation, biological process: L-valine catabolic process. Gene Ontology annotation, molecular function: 3-hydroxyisobutyryl-CoA hydrolase activity. Gene Ontology annotation, cellular component: mitochondrion. Bases 48 to 1196 code for a protein of 382 amino acids. Lineage: Eukaryota; Metazoa; Arthropoda; Insecta; Neuroptera; Chrysopidae. The record is from RefSeq and is a predicted model, not a curated record.
AGAAAUUUUUCUAUGAAUAAAAUAAUUGUGCUACAAACGAGUUAAAAAUGGCUUCAACAUUAAAAUAUUUAACAAAACCAGGCCGAAUUCUUAUUCAUCCAUCAUCAAGUCCAUUGCGUGUAGUGUGUCGAAAUAUGUGUCAAAGUCAUGAAGAUGUUAUUCUUGAGUCAACUAAAACUGUGGGGGUAAUGAUGCUAAAUCGGCCACAAUAUUUAAAUGCUUUAAAUCUGUCCAUGGUUAAUAAAAUUUUGGCUGCGUUAAAUGAUUGGCAAGAAACAAAAGCAGUUGUUAUUAUGCGAGCUCUGGGUCAAAGAGCAUUUUGUGCUGGUGGCGAUGUAAAGAAAGUUGCCGAAGCUGCAUAUAUUGGUGAUUACAAUUACGGCGACGAAUUUUUUUAUCGAGAGUACAAGAUGAACAAUCUGAUCGGAAAUUUAAAGAUACCAUAUGUUACAUUCAUGGAUGGAAUUACAAUGGGUGGAGGUGUUGGACUUGCCAUUCAUAGUAAUUAUCGUGUUGCAACCGAAAAUACAUUAUUUGCAAUGCCAGAAUGUCGUAUUGGAUUCUUCCCCGAUGUUGGCAGUUCUUACGUGUUGCCACGCAUGACUGGUUACCUUGGCCUCUACUUAGGUCUUACUGGGCAACGAUUAAAAGGUCCAUGUGUGUAUCAUGCGGGUAUUGCUACACAUUACGUCGAAAGCAAGAAUCUACAUAAAUUGGAACAAGAAUUACUACUCUGUUCGGGACAUAAAGACGUUAAAGAUACCUUAGAUUGUUUCCACAAACAAACCGACGAGGGCAAAUUCAUCUUAAAACCUCAUCUUGGUAUGAUCGAUGCCGUCUUCUGUGAAAACGAAGUCGAAAUGAUUAUGACAAAGUUGAACAUGUACCGGGAGGACUCUGAAUGGGUACAGUGUGUAAUGAAAACAUUGUACGAUCAAUGUCCAACCAGUUUAAAGGUGACCACAAAAGCCUUCUACAAAGGCAUGACCAUGAACUUAGAUCAAUGCUUGAAUAUGGAAUUACAAAUGGCGAAAUAUGCAAUCAGACAACCCGAUUUCUAUGAAGGUAUUCGUGCCCAAUUGAUCUCGAAAGAUAAUAAUCCGAAAUUCUCGCCAGCCACUAUUCCUGAAGUGACCGAUGAAAUGGUGGAUGCAUUCUUUGAAGAUUGUACAUGCACGAAGUAUGGAAAAAUAUGAGCAGUGUUUGAGUCCCAUUUUUUGAGUCAUUUGUGUGAGGAACGUUUUUCUUUUGACCCUUUAGCUCGAUUAAUUAAUAUAAGUAAUAUAAGUUGCCCCGUUGUUAAAGUUGAACAUCUUCUAAGCGCAUGAUGGAAGUAUGAAAUAUUUUUUUAUACAGAAGUUUUGAAUGUUUUCUUGGUGAAGUCGUUUUUAAAUCUGUUUUACAAAUACUUGUUUUACAUUCUAUUUUUUA